GUGGAGGGAAGUUAAACUAACUGUCUGUCAGCCACAGGUAAUUUACCUUUCUGAGGAAGAAGAUAAAGUGUUGUUACUUGGCGCCCUUUAACUUCUUCCAUAGCUUAUCUAUCUACAAACGACUUCAUUUGAGCUUUGAAGCUUAGAGAGAGAAAGAUUUAGAGAGAGAGAGAGAGAGAGAGAGGGGGAGUAGUUAGUGAGAGAAUGCGAAACAUAGCGCUCUUAGGAAGUGUGGUAGUGGGGGCCAAUUCGGUGCCUCGGUUGUUUGUUCAAAAACCUCCCAACAUUAACAAACAGUUGUUCAGUUGUUACCUGCUUUCUCUGCAACACCCCAGUUCCAAGAAUUACUCUUCCAAGCUUUUUCUGAGGAACCCAAGUUCCGUUUUCUCAAGACACUCGAGCCAGUGGAGUGCAAACACAUUUGGGCGCUUUUUACAGACUUCUGAAAAAUCAGAUGGCCAUGAGUCCUUAAGGUGUCUGGACCUCAAAAACUUCGGAGAGAUCGCGGAAUUAAUUGAAAAUAUGGAUGAAUAUGAUGCCAAAAUUAAAGCGCUUGCAGAGAAAAACUUAAAAAAGAAAUCUGAGAAAACAAUAGACUUCCUUUUUGCUGAUAAUUUGGUUGGUCAUUACCUGAAUUUUAUGCUGCUAUUUGGGUUUCUUGCUCUUCAAGGAACUCAACCAGCUGUUGCUGCUUCUGGUUUUGCAAGUGGGCUGCUGUCUUCUCCUUAUUUCGCGGACCUCGGAGAUAUUAGCACAGGUUUUGCUUCAGCGUUCUUGCUGAUCUUUUUCUCAGAACUGGGCGACAAGACCUUCUUUAUUGCAGCUUUAUUAGCAGCUAGGAAUUCUGCCGCUGUUGUUUUCACGGGGACUUUUGGUGCACUUGCGGCAAUGACCAUAAUAUCCGUUGCUCUCGGACGAACUUUCCACUAUGUUGAUGAAAUCCUACCCUUCAGAUUUGGUGGGAAUGAUUUACCUCUGGACGAUAUUGCUGCAGUCAUUCUUUUGGUUUAUUUUGGGGUUUCAACCUUGCUUGAUGCCAGCUCAAGUGAUGGUCUAAAAGCAGAAGAUGAACAGAAAGAGGCCGAGUUAGCUGUUUCAGAAUUUUCAGGAAAUGGUGCCGGGAUAUUAGCUGCUGCUAACACUGUCAUUAGCACUUUCUUCUUAGUUUUUGUUGCUGAAUGGGGUGACAAAUCAUUUUUUUCUACAAUAGCACUUGCUGCAGCCUCUUCACCCCUUGGAGUCAUCGCAGGAGCAUUGGCUGGUCAUGGAGUUGCAACUUUGCUUGCUGUUUUGGGAGGUUCUUUAUUGGGCUCAUUCUUAUCAGAGAAGGCAAUUGCCUACAUUGGAGGAGUUCUUUUUCUAGUGUUUGCUGCUGUGACAUUGGUUGAGAUAUUGAACUAAAAGAUCUAGAAAGGUUAAUACAUUAUUCUUUGCCUGAUGAGAAUUUUGUUUUGUACCACUACAUAUUUACCGCAGCAACUUUUUCUAUUCAUUGCCGUAAGGUGGAUUAGAAAGGAACAUUUGUAAUUUUGUAUUGUUUUGUAGUAAUUAUGACUUUU
Molecule: messenger RNA, 1559 nt
Organism: Morus notabilis
Lineage: Eukaryota; Viridiplantae; Streptophyta; Magnoliopsida; Rosales; Moraceae
Product: protein PAM71, chloroplastic
Exons: 12
Coding region: 205-1401 (398 amino acids)
Biological process (GO): calcium ion transmembrane transport; Golgi calcium ion homeostasis; Golgi calcium ion transport
Cellular component (GO): chloroplast thylakoid membrane; Golgi apparatus
Molecular function (GO): manganese ion transmembrane transporter activity; calcium ion transmembrane transporter activity
Source: RefSeq, a predicted model, not a curated record